This is a messenger RNA of Chiroxiphia lanceolata (lance-tailed manakin), 4994 nucleotides long. Its product is annotated as nuclear receptor ROR-beta-like. Gene Ontology annotation, biological process: regulation of transcription by RNA polymerase II. Gene Ontology annotation, molecular function: RNA polymerase II cis-regulatory region sequence-specific DNA binding; zinc ion binding; nuclear receptor activity. The record is from RefSeq and is a predicted model, not a curated record. Gene Ontology annotation, cellular component: nucleus. The coding region runs from base 1754 to 2929 and encodes 391 amino acids. The transcript is spliced from 10 exons. NCBI's taxonomy places the organism in Eukaryota, Metazoa, Chordata, Aves, Passeriformes, Pipridae.
GUGGUUUGGGGGUGGGCACACAGGGCCCUGUCGAUGCCUCCAUCCCCCCGCCAAAGGGGCUGUGAUGCCAGUGCAGUUGAGGGGUGAGGAUGCCCUGACCAUCCCUGCCUGCUCCCUGCUCACUCCUGCCAGCUCCGCUGCCCCAGGCCCAAAACCACAGCAGAGGUGCAGGCAGCAGCUUUGGGGAGGGACUGGGGCAGGAAUGCCUUGAGUCUGAGGGGAACAACACACAGCCCUGGGAGAAGCCUGGCUCAGCAGCCUCCGGAAGGAAGGGUAAACCCCCAAAUCACCUGGUGCAUUCAGGGCAGGACCUGAGUAGCAAGGCAGUGGAUGCAGGAGGGAUCCAUCCCUCACUUGCACCUGGGUUUGGAGCGAGUCCUUCCCCAGUGUGGCUGGGAGCAAACCUCCCCCAGAGGGGUCAGUAAUGGCAGCCCUGGGGGGGACCAAUGCCAUCCCCGGGGGACUGAACAUCCCCAGGGUACCAACUGCAUCCUGGAGAUACCAGCUGCAUCCCUGGGGGUACCAAUUGCAUCCCUGGGGGACUGAUAACAUCCAUGGAGGACUGAAGGCAGCCCUGGGGGACUGAUGACAGCUUGGCUGCCCCUGUGCCCAGGGAGACUCCGCUGCCCCAGCCCAGCCCCCCCUGUGUCACUGAGGGACCCCAGGACACCGCUGGGUGCUGGGGGCAGUGGCACUGGCCGAGCACUGGGACUGUCCUCACGGAGACGGCCCCACAAAACACAUCCCUCUCCCAGAGCCGAUGGCUCCCGGGGGAGAAGAGAGGCAGAAGGGAAUUACCCGAGCGGGGAUUUGCACAGGCCCAGGAGAUUGGAAAUAACCAUAAUCUGGCCGUGGGGGUUAUUUUGGUGAGGCGGCGCCUGCCCAGCGCCCUCGAGAGCAGCGCCGGGCUGAGCCCGGCCGGGGGGUGCGGGGCUGCGGCGAGGAUUAGAGGGUGCAGAGAUGCCGGGAGGCACGUACGAGUCCCGGGGGUGCCCUGCGUCCCCCCCCGGCGUGCGUGGGGAGGGUAGAGCCAGCGCAGAUCUGGGGCAGCUGGAAAAUGAGGAGGACGAAGCCUAUUAGCAGCUCAGUGCCAGCGAAGCAGAAGCAGGGAGGGAAGCGGAUUUGCGGGGGGAAGGGGGCCGGGACCUUGAGCUGGGGAUGGCUAUAUCGGUCCUGGGUUUCAGAGGAGCUGCUGGGGGGAUGGGGAGGGCCCACACCCUCUGCUUGGUCCAGCUCUGUGGCAGGAGAGCAUCCACAGCUGCAGGGGAUGGGGAUGGUCCUUGUGCAAAGGGUGUCCCUGUCCCGGUGCACACACCGGUUGAAGAGUAAAGGGAAUGAUUCCAAAACAGGGUCCUGGGCAGGCUGGUGCACAAACAUCCUGUGCUCUCCCGGCUCCAAGGCCUUUCCUACUCUGUCUUGUGCUGCUGGAGGGGAUGGGGGAGCAGAUGGGGGUACCCCACACCCUGUGUGAGCCGUCUUGGGGACCUCUCUGAGGUGGAAGUGUCCUUGCAGGGGCUGCAGGAAGGGCUGAGCUGCCGCCCAAAUCGAGGUGAUCCCGUGCAAGAUCUGCGGAGACAAGUCCUCAGGGAUCCACUACGGUGUCAUCACCUGCGAGGGCUGCAAGGGUUUUUUCCGGAGGAGCCAGCAGAACAACGCCAGCUACUCCUGCUCCCGGCAGAGGAACUGCCUGAUCGACCGCACCAACCGCAACCGCUGCCAGCACUGCCGCCUGCAGAAAUGCCUGGCGCUGGGCAUGUCCCGCGACGCGGUGAAGUUCGGCCGCAUGUCCAAGAAGCAGCGGGACAGCCUCUACGCCGAGGUGCAGAAGCACCAGCAGAGCCAGGAGCAGAGCGGGGGCACCAAGGAUGAGCCCGAGCCCCUGAGCCGCGUCUACACCACGAGCGUGAGCAGCGGGCUCUCGGACCUGGACGACAUCUCCACGCUGUCCGACGGGCUCCUCUUCGACUUCCCCCUCACCCCCGACGGCAGCAGCACCUACUACAACCUGGACCUGCUGGCCUCGGCACAGCCCUCGCCCGACCAGUCCAGCCUGGACGUGGCCGACGCCACGCUCAUCAAACAGGAGUCCAUCUAUGAGCUGAUGCUGGAGCCGGCCCUGUUCGCCCACGGGGCGCUGGUGGGGGGGCAGCUGCCCCCUGACAUCUCCGUGCUGGAGAUCGACCGGGUGGCCCAGAACGUGGUGAAGUCUCACCUGGAGACGUGCCAGUACACGACGGAGGAGCUCAAGCGCCUGGCCUGGAGCCUCUACUCCCCCGAGGAGGUCCGUGCCCUGCAGAGCAAGAGCUGCGAGGCCAUGUGGCAGCAGUGCUCGCUGCAGAUCUCCAACGCCAUCCAGUACGUGGUGGAGUUCGCCAAGCGCAUCGACGGCUUCAUGGAGCUCUGCCAGAACGACCAGAUCAUCCUCCUGAAAGCCGGUUGCCUCGAGGUGCUCCUGAUCCGCAUGAUCCGUGCGUUCAACCCCCUGAACAACACCGUGCUCUUCGAGGGGAAGUUUGGCGGGAUGCAGGUGUUCAAGUCACUCGGCUGUGACGAUCUCAUUGGAGCCAUCUUCGAGCUGGGGAGGACCCUGUGCCGCCUGCAGCUGUCGGACGAGGAGCUCGCCCUGUUCACCGCCGCCGUCCUGCUCUCCCCAGAUCGCCCCUGGCUGACUGAGUCCAAGAAGGUGCAGAAGCUGCAGGACAAGAUCUACGUGGCCCUGCAGCACGAGAUCCAGAAGAAACACUCCGCCGAGGACAAGCUCUCAAAGAUGGUUUCCAAGCUGCCCUUGAUGAAGACCAUUUGCAACCUGCACUUGGACAAGCUGGAAUUUUUCCGCCUCCUGCACCCGGAGACUGCCAUGAACUUCCCUCCCCUGUACAAGGAGGUUUUCAACUCGGAGCUGCAGUACAGCGACCCUCGCGAGAGCUAAGGCCGGGAGCCACCUCGAGGCCCUUCAAGCCCCCCAAAAUUUGGAGACGAACUGCACUUCAGAGGUUGGGGGCAGUUUAUUUAAAUCAAGUCAAUCAAACUCAAGAGAAGCCGGGGGGGCUGCGGGUGCCCCCAGCCCCGUGGCCCCGCCGUGGAUCGCAAUAGCUCUUGAAUGUAAAGCACCUUGAAGGAAAAAGCAAAUGGACUUUGCCAUACCAGUGAAAUGAAUGUGAAAUCUCUGCUGGGGAGGGGAGAUGCUCCUGGCAGUCCUGCUGUCCUGGCUGCACUCUCCACCUCUGAUUUUUUUUUUUUUAAUUAUUGUUUUUUUGUUGUUUUGGUUUUUUUUACCCAAACACAAGACAUGGGAUAAAGAAGGGGCGAUGCUGACUCGGCUGGGUGGGGUGGGCUGGAGCUGAUGAGAGGGAAAAGGGAGAGCCUUUGGUUUAUUCCUUCUCCCAGGGGUGCAGUGAGCCCAUAGGAGCUUGGCUGAGAAAGACCCGGCUGUGGCUGGGGGAGAAUUCAGCACAAGAUGUUCCCGUGGAUGAGGCUGGUGCGAGGGAAGGGACGCCCAACACCACAGGGAAAAAGCUCUGCAGGGCCUCCGUGUCCUCCAUCACAGCAUUUCCCCAAAUGCCCGGCCAACUCCCCACCCAGCUGGGCUUUUUGGAGCUGAUUUGGCAGGUCCACCUGCCUCGUGCCACCUUUCCACACCCCCAGUGCUUUUCCCAGCCCGUGUGACUGCAGCCAGAGCCCGGCUCCAGCUGCUUCACCCCGGCGGUGCCGAGCGGUGCCGGGGGUGUCUCUGUCCCCACAGUGGUGGCUCUCUGGGUGCUGGUGUUGUCUCAUCGAGCCCAUUAAAAUUUCCCCGUGGCUCAGCACCUAGAGGAGGGUUUGAGGCCCUUCCUCCACCCACCCCCAUCCCGUUGCCGGGUCCCCCCUUCCCACACCGGCACCGCCGGGAGCACGGACGCGGCUGCUCUUGCAGGUUGAGCUGGACCCAGGCUCUUCCCCCCAAGGAGCUCCUUAGACCUGUUAUUUUUGGGCUUGUUCUCUAUUUAGCAAGAUUUAGGAGCUUUUCAGGGGGAGAAACUGCCCGUUGGGGUCAAGGGGAAGCGUAAGGUCCUUAUUCCUUCCCUUCAAGGAAUUAGGGUCAUGGGAAGGAAUGUGGUGUGGCCGGGACCUGCUGCUCCAAGCUCGGGAGGCUCAAAGGUGACAAAGGGAAGGAUUUGUGGGGUGAUGCUGUGAUAGUCCUCGGCAGUGGGAACACUUGAGAGACUCUGUGGCUCUGCAGAUGGUUUUUUCCGUCCCUGUUCCUGCUCCUCCUGCAGCAAAUGCCAAAAACUACAAGGGAAAACCCUGUUCCGAGGCAGCCCCAGUUUCUGCUGACAAAGGGCUAAAACCCCAAGCCCCUUCCUGCUUCGUGCUGAUCCCUCGUGCUCCCAACCCCCUCCUGCAGCAGUUUGGACCAUCUCUGAGUGGGAACCAGAGACCUUCAGCUCCACAAUUGCACCCCUUGAACUCAAGGAGCAGCUCUCUCAGCGUUGUCAGGGACGUUCAUGCUUUUGGGUGAAAGAUCUAGGGAAGAGCACGGACCAACCUCGACCCGGGAAGAGUCACCGGUGGGAUUCCUGCCUCAACCUAAGGGAAAUGUGGGGGCUGUGCAGGGUUUGAGAACCACAUCUGAACUGCUCCUUGGAGGAGAUCAGAGCCCUCUCCAGCGCUGUUGGAGCCCAGGAAUCUGGGAAAGGCUGCCAACCCUCCCACGGCCCCACGUGAGUGCCAAUGCGUCGUCCUCGUCCGCCGGGCUGGGGACGUGCCCCGCUGGUUUCCCGCCCUCUCAGCUCCUCAAGCUUUGACAGAAGUGAGAAGUCAGCGCUGCCUUUUACAUCCAGAGGGUUGUGCCUUUUUUUUGGGAGCAUCAGCACCGGGAGAAGCGCCCUAUGGAAACGACUGUGCUUUGCAGCUCGCCCUCGGCGCGGCGGGACGGCGGCGCCGCCUUUCUCAGAGGGACACGGGUCUUCUGAAGUAUUUGGGGGAAAAAGGAGAAAAAAGAAAAAAAAAGAAAA